AUGGAGACAGACGAAAGCAAGAGAGCAAAGAGUGAUUCAUUAACGAUAUAUGUAGGGGAUCUGCCACCAAAGACCAUUGACUCUGAUCUCUUCAGGAUUUUUUCGAAUGUAGGAAAGAUUUUGAACAUCAAGCUGAUCAAGAGGGGGGAGAGUGCACCGUCUUUCGCAUUUGUGACUUUUGAGAAUGAAGAAGAUGCAGAAAAGGCUGUGAGGGAAUACAAGCAUUACGAGCUGCACGACAGGCAAAUAAGGGUGAUGAGGAAGGACGAAAGGCCGCCCGAGACUGGGAAUAUCUUUGUAAAGAAUCUCCCCGAGAGCUUUACUAGCAAGGACCUGGAUGAUGCGUUUUCCAUGUUUGGGGAGAUUGUAAGCUGCAAGGUUGCAACUACGCCGCAAGGGAAGUCUAAGGGAUAUGGGUUUGUGCAGUUUAAGGAGAAGCGGUCUGCAAAAAAGGUGAUCAAGAACUUCAACAAUCUCAACGGGCUUAUGCUUGGAGGAAACAAGAUUGUUGUGGAGCUGUACAACCCCGAGAUGAAGAAGGGGGAAAGCAAGAAGGUAUCGACGAUGUUUACGAAUUGCUUCAUCAAGAACUUCCCUGGAUCUGUUGGGGAGAAGGAGCUGCUGGAUCUCCUUGAGAAGUAUGGGAAGGUGACGUCCCUGUGUUUUCCGACAAAGGAUGAUGGGAAGCCGAAGGGCUUUGCAUUUGCCAACUUUGAGACUCAUGAGUCUGCACUCAAUGCCAUCAAUGGUCUCCAUGGGACGUUUCCCUUUGAUAACGGCAAGGAUGGAGGGGAGCCCUUUUACAUUCAGAAGGGACAGAAAAGAGAGGAGAGGGCAGAGGUGCUCAGGAAGAUGUUUGAGCAGCUUAGCAUGCAAGGACAGAACUACAAGAAGAAUCUUUACAUAACAAACAUCCCCGAGGGCUUUGGUGCUGAGGAGCUUAGCAACAUAUUCAAGGAGUUUGGAAGCAUCACGUCUAUGUCAGUGGGGGUUGACGGGGCGAACAACCAGAAGCAAUAUGCCUACAUAUGCUACUCCACGCCUGAGGAAGCAAGCAUAGCUGUGGAGAGAGGAAACGAGAUAUAUCUUGAUGGCAACAGGCUUCAAGUUGCCUAUUUCAAGAACAAGCUUGAGAGGAUGAAGGAAAAAGAGUUUGGAGGUCUUGGGUACAAGCCGGGGAUUCCGUACAUGUACAACCAAGGGGCGAGCUUUGCAUCCAAUGGAUUCAAGCGCGAGAGAAGCAGAAGCGGGUCUGUGAAACCGUAUGGCAACGAACUUGAGAAGUUGCAUAGUCUUGUGCUCGCAGCGGCGCCAUCAUUCAAGAGCCAAUGGAAAAGCUUUGGAGUCAGUAAUGAGACCGAGUUUUCUAACAAGGUCACAAAGGCUUUUCGCAACAAGCCUGAGGAAGAGAUCAGAGACAUGAUCGACGUAAACUUUGUGCUGACAAAGAACAUAGCGGCGGUCAUUGAAGAUGAUAAUUCCAAUGACCAAGUCUUACUAUAA
Messenger RNA from Encephalitozoon hellem ATCC 50504, 1503 nucleotides. RefSeq names its product polyadenylate-binding protein. Bases 1 to 1503 code for a protein of 500 amino acids. Lineage: Eukaryota; Fungi; Microsporidia; Unikaryonidae. Gene Ontology annotation, cellular component: cytosol. The record is from RefSeq and is a predicted model, not a curated record. The transcript has a single exon. Gene Ontology annotation, molecular function: mRNA binding.